CACGGUGUAUUAAAAGUUAGAACAUCGGAAGAAAAAGCAAGAGCUCUUAAAUUAAAAGAGUUGGAAAAGAUUGAUUCAUAUAAUAAAUUAGUUAAAUCAUUUGAAGAAAAGAGAGAAAAAGAAAAUGGUCAAUACGAUGACCAAUCACUUGCAGUUUCAAAAUUAGUUUUGGUAGAAAAUCCAGAAUAUUACACUAUUUGGAAUUAUAGAAGAAAUGUUAUGAAUCAAUUUAAAGAAAAGGGUACUUCAGAUAUUCAACAAGUUUACCAAAACGAAUUAAAAUUUAUAGAAGAAUGUAUCCAAAGAUACACAAAAAGUUAUUGGAUUUGGUAUCAUCGUAAAUGGGUCACUGUUAGAUUAGAUGAUUGUGAUUGGGAUAGAGAAUUAAAAUUAUGUUCAAAAUUAUUAAAUUUAGAUUUAAGAAAUUUCCAUUGUUGGAGCUAUAGAAGAUUUGUAUUGGAAAAUUCAAAAAUACCAUUAGAGGAUGAAUUUAAAUAUACAACAAGCAAAAUUGAACAAAACUUUUCAAACUAUUCAGCAUGGCAUCAAAGAUCAUCAAUUUUACCAAAAAUUUACCCAGAACCAGAAAAACUAUUAGAAAAAGUUUUAGAAGAAUUUGAAUUGGUCAGAAGCGCUGUUUUUACAGAGCCAAAAGAUUCCAGUUCAUGGAUCUAUCACAAAUGGUUAGUUGCCACCCUCAAAAGCAUUCCAAAUAGCAAUUAUAUCGAUGUUUUAAAAAAUGAAUUGGAACAAAUUAAUGAAUUAAUUGAAAUGGAACCAAAUUGUAAAUGUAAUAUUAAAAAGAUAUUAAAAUUUUUUUUUUUUACAGGGCCAAUUUAUAUUACUUUAUUAUUAAAAAUUGAAAUUGGUGGAUAUGAUAAAAAUGAAUUAAAAGAAACUAUUCAAGAAUUAAUUAAAUUAGAUAAUGACCACAUUAACUAUUACAAGCACCUCGAAACUACAAUUUAA
This is a messenger RNA of Dictyostelium purpureum, 969 nucleotides long. RefSeq lists its product as uncharacterized. The record is from RefSeq and is a predicted model, not a curated record. Gene Ontology annotation, cellular component: Rab-protein geranylgeranyltransferase complex; cytoplasm. The transcript is spliced from 5 exons. Gene Ontology annotation, molecular function: Rab geranylgeranyltransferase activity. NCBI's taxonomy places the organism in Eukaryota, Evosea, Eumycetozoa, Dictyosteliales, Dictyosteliaceae. The annotation marks the transcript as partial. Gene Ontology annotation, biological process: protein geranylgeranylation.